ACUGCACUUUUUGGCGAUGGCGUAGGUGCAAUGGACGUUCGCUGGCUGUUGCUCAGUCGCUUGGGAGUUUGCGGUGCCUGUAGAAUGGUCUGAUAUUUACGGUUCAGGUGUGAUCUUCCAGCAAAAAGUGAUGGAUCUGGUGAAGCGGGUUCUCACAUUCCUCACUUUCUUUGUUUGCUGCGGUUGUUUAGCGUUCCUGACCGUGUCGCUUGCAACUCAAGAUUGGAUCAAUGCGAAGCCAGUCAUGUUAGUUUAUGUGAACAAUACCUCAGUACAGCAAGCUGAAAAUGAAGGGAAAUUCAAAGGAGAAGUGUAUUUUGGACUGUUUCAUGGCAAGAAGACGCUCAAUUACGGGCUGGGCCCCAGGCACUCAACUUUCAGCAUUAAAGAAGAACUGCAGAAGAAUCCGACACUGAUGAUCUUCGGCCUGUGGCUCGUGACCGUGCUUGGCAUUUCCUUGGCUGUUGUGUUCGGGCUUGUGAGCUGCAUAUUCGCGAUCGUCAACUCUGUGAUGACGCCCGUAGAAGCAAUCACGGGAAGGGCCGGCCUGUACCUGUGGAAUAUUGUCGGAGGUCUCUUUUGUCUGGUGGCCAUCAUUUCCUGGAUGGUGCAGUUCUUCCUCAAGCUGAGCCACAAUGUUAUGACUCAGGAUGAGCAAAAUGACAAAUGGACAUCGGACGGACGGGCAUCACUGGGCUACAGCUUCUAUUUCUUAGUGGUAACUCUAGUGCUCUUUUCACUGAAUGUUUGUAUAUUGGUAGUGGCCAGCUUGCAGCCAUGGGGCUGGAAGAAGCCAAAACACAUCACGCCCAAAAAUCCCGAGGGUGUUAUCAUGCUUUACUGAUAUGGCACCUACAAGUUGUCUGUUACGAGGCAUCCAUUGCACUUUGAGGUCAAUGUAACUAUGUCGUGAGGUGCAGUGUCAAAAGCUGCCACCUCAUCAACAUGGGCUAGGGUGAUGAAGUUCUAUUCCAGUGCUUUUCCUUUUCAUGUGCAGUCUGGGGUCCAAGCAUUGCCUAGUUUGAUUUAUUGACUAGUUUGGCUAGCCCUGGCAGUGGAUAAAAAAAAGUUUAUAUUAUGUAAGCCACGGCUUCAUAUGUCUACUAGUGACCUUGGCUUAUGCAAGCUUAGUGCCUUCUUGUGUUCAAAUAUUUUGGCAGCUGUGUUGCAGUGUUCCAGACUGAAUAUUGUUGCUUUUAAAGGGGUACUAA
This is a messenger RNA of Rhipicephalus microplus (southern cattle tick), 1211 nucleotides long. Its product is annotated as clarin-2. NCBI's taxonomy places the organism in Eukaryota, Metazoa, Arthropoda, Arachnida, Ixodida, Ixodidae. The record is from RefSeq and is a predicted model, not a curated record.